Molecule: messenger RNA, 1916 nt
Organism: Bufo gargarizans (Asiatic toad)
Lineage: Eukaryota; Metazoa; Chordata; Amphibia; Anura; Bufonidae
Gene: CCT6A
Product: chaperonin containing TCP1 subunit 6A
Exons: 14
Coding region: 114-1709 (531 amino acids)
Biological process (GO): protein folding
Cellular component (GO): chaperonin-containing T-complex
Molecular function (GO): ATP hydrolysis activity; ATP binding; ATP-dependent protein folding chaperone
Source: RefSeq, a predicted model, not a curated record
UUCCUGGCCGAGCAUGCUAGAUUGUUCUGGAAGAGCCGGCCCCAGUCUCUUGCCAUCGGGACGUGCGGCAGACGGUUCUUCUCUGACUCUCCCGAGCCUCCUGCCCCACCACAAUGUCCGCCGUGAAGGCCCUGAACCCGAAAGCCGAGGUGGCCCGGGCCCAUGCGGCUCUGGCCGUUAAUAUCAGCGCCGCCCGCGGGCUACAGGAUGUGCUGCGGACCAACCUCGGGCCUAAGGGGACCAUGAAGAUGUUGGUCUCUGGAUCUGGGGAUAUCAAGCUUACCAAGGACGGCAAUGUCCUCCUCCAUGAAAUGCAAAUUCAGCAUCCAACAGCCUCCUUGAUUGCAAAAGUAGCCACCGCCCAAGAUGACAUUACCGGGGAUGGAACAACCUCCAAUGUUUUGAUCAUCGGGGAGCUGCUAAAGCAAGCUGAUCUCUACAUAUCUGAGGGCCUUCAUCCCAGAAUUGUCACUGAAGGAUUUGAAGCUGCAAAAGAAAAAGCACUUAAAGUCUUGGAUGAGAUUAAGGUAUCUAAAGAAAUGGACAGAGAGACCCUUAUUAACGUGGCCAGGACUUCACUCCGCACCAAAGUUCAUGCUGAGCUGGCUGAUGUCUUAACAGAGGCUGUUGUGGACUCUGUUUUGGCCAUAAGGCAACCCAAUGAACCAAUUGACUUGUACAUGGUGGAAAUUAUGGAGAUGAAGCAUAAAACGGACAGUGACACUAAGUUAAUACGAGGACUUGUACUUGAUCAUGGGGCUCGUCAUCCAGACAUGAAGAAGAGAGUGGAAGAUGCCUUUAUUCUCACUUGCAAUGUGUCCUUGGAGUAUGAGAAAACUGAAGUCAAUUCUGGAUUUUUCUACAAAAGCGCAGAGGAGCGAGAAAAACUAGUGAAAGCUGAGAGAAAAUUUAUAGAGGAGAGGGUAAAUAAAAUCGUAGCCCUGAAGCAUAAAGUGUGUGGAGAUUCUGGCAAAGGUUUCAUAGUGCUAAACCAGAAGGGAAUUGACCCAUUCUCAUUGGAUGCUCUUGCUAAAGAAGGGAUUGUAGCUCUCCGUAGAGCGAAGAGAAGAAACAUGGAAAGGCUUACCCUGGCCUGUGGUGGCACUGCAAUGAACUCUGUGGAUGAUCUCACCCCUGAUUGCUUGGGUCAUGCUGGUCUUGUUUAUGAGUACACCUUGGGUGAAGAGAAGUUUACGUUUAUAGAAGAAUGUGAAAAUCCACGUUCUGUCACCCUGCUGGUCAAGGGGCCAAAUAAACACACUCUAACCCAAAUUAAAGAUGCCAUUAGGGAUGGCCUGAGGGCAGUUAAAAAUGCCAUAGAGGACGGCUGUGUUAUACCCGGGGCAGGAGCCGUAGAAGUAGCAAUUGCUGAUGCUCUUGUCAAACACAAGCCAAAUGUGAAGGGCCGAGCCCAGCUUGGUGUGCAAGCAUUUGCUGAUGCUCUCCUCAUCAUUCCCAAGGUUCUUGCACAGAACUCUGGAUAUGACGCUCAAGAAACAUUAGUAAAACUUCAGACAGAAUAUGCAGAAUCCAGGCAGCUCAUUGGUGUUGACCUUAAUACAGGUGAACCAAUGGUGUCGUCAGAAGCAGGAAUUUGGGACAAUUACAAUGUUAAGAAGCAGCUGCUUCAUUCCUGCACUGUUAUUGCCAGCAAUAUCCUGUUGGUGGAUGAGAUAAUGAGAGCAGGAAUGUCCUCUCUGAAAGGAUGAAUAAAAAGCGGCUUUCUGCAUUUCCUAUGCUCCACUUGAUUUGCUGGUGGCUCCAGUGAAUUCACGUCACUUAAAACUGCAAAACGAUAGCACCUAUUAAUAUGUUUGAUUUAACGUUCAGAAUUUAUUUAUUUCAGUUUUUUAUGGCACUGAAGUGUACAAGCUGACCCCCCAGUCUUUGUACUCAAUAAAAAGAAGUCUAAUCUU